Molecule: messenger RNA, 3501 nt
Organism: Hemibagrus wyckioides
Lineage: Eukaryota; Metazoa; Chordata; Actinopteri; Siluriformes; Bagridae
Product: platelet-derived growth factor receptor-like protein
Exons: 6
Coding region: 410-1588 (392 amino acids)
Source: RefSeq, a predicted model, not a curated record
ACUUUACACUGACUACAAAAAAUGACUUUCUUAUGUGCUUGUUGAAAAGUCGCAAAAAUAACACACACUUCAACUAACCAGAGCAGUGUGUCUAAAUCACUAAACAUAACAGACUGCUGAGCAUCUACACACACACACACACACACAGUUUCUGCAGCUGGAUAAACGUGAGCACUUUCUCCGGCAGGCCGCGAGCAGAAAGCGGCCGUUGAGUGAAGCGUGAGGAAUUUGGAGUGUAAAUGCUGUCUUUGAGAGCAGGAAUGUGUGUAGAGCAGCUUCCCGCCAGAGCCACAGGUCUGACCUCACUCUCAGUCCGCUGUUCCACAGAGAAACACUGACCAGGUUUGUGUUAUAGAGCUUUGUGUUAUUCUGGUGGACAUUGUGUGUUAUUUUGUGAAGGCGGUGUAUCAUGAAGCUGAUUGUGGUGUUUUCCGUCCUGCUGUUCUGCAUACUGCUCCUUCAGCUCGUAACGAGCCAAAAGGAGCCGAAGCCAGCAGGAGAUAAGAAGCUGAAAGAGAAGGUGAAGGUGAAGGUGAAGACAGAGGCUGAGAAGAAGAACAAAAUCACGUCAGUUAAAACGAAAGUCCCGCCCCCAGCCAAGCCCCCGAGUCCCACAGCAGCUCCACCGUACCUGACUCGAGUAGUGGGGAAGGGCAAGUUUGAGAAGGUGGGCAAGACGUUGUCAGUCCCUGCAGGAGACACCCUGGAGCUGAGGUGUAAAGGCAGUCGUGUGCAGUGGGACAUCCCGACUUACCUGCAGGAGGACGACGAGGGACGACUCAGGACGGUGCAGCACGAGCGAUACGGCGUUCUGAUUUUAGUCAAUUCAUCAGGGGCUGAUACAGGAGAGUACACCUGCUACCCUCUGUACUGCGAGGAUUCAGACUGCAGGAAAGAGUAUGAUAAAGCCCUCAAAGUCUUCAUCUUCUUCCCUGACCCUCAGGAGCUCUUCGUGCCAUCGUCGGAUUAUUAUGAGGUUAUCCAGCUCAGAAGUAACUGGCCCACAGUGUUGCCGUGUCAGGUCACGACCCCACAGGCCAAAGUUACCUUGCACCGUGAGUUCCCACCUGUGGAGGUGAAGGUGGACGGAUCCGAGAUCUCGUACGAUGUGACACGGGGCUUCACCAUCCACAGGCCCAAAGCACAUCACGCUGGCUCUCUGUACUGUGUGGCCAGCGUGGGGAACCUGCGGCAGAGCUCCAUCAAGUACAUGCUCAUCUAUGUCCACUACCCGGCUGCUCCUCCUGUCCCCGUGAUCCAGGCCACAUCUUCCUCAGUGGUUGUGGGUGUGAACCUGCAGCUGUCCUGCACUGUGGUCGGGGAACAGGACGUGGCAGUGGACUUCACCUGGGAGUAUCCUGGACAAAAGAUCGGCCGGCCUCUCUACACACAGGAGACCACGCAGAUGGUGCAGGUGGACGGACGCAGUCUGCAGCGCUCGCAGUCCGUCCUGCAGGUGGAUGAAGUGAGGGAGGUGGACGAGGGAACCUACACCUGCACUGCUCAGAACCUGCAGGGUUCGCGCUCCAUCUCCACCAACGUCAAAGUGCAGAAGAAAAACAACUCCAACAAACCACACACAACCUGAGACUCAUCAUUCAUCAUUCAUCAUUCACAGGACAAAAUGACAGGAGUCUAAAUUCCUAAAUUUUUCAGUGUGAUGUAUUUCCUCCUCACUACAGCACGCACUUCCGUCAUGUUCAGUGUUUUGUCUGACUCCAUCUACCGAGCCGUUUCUGUUGCUAAGCAACCAGGGGUAACAUUCUAUCAGUGCAUCAUUUUACUCUGUACACAUUCAGCACCAUGAUGUGGAGUUAACAGUGUAAAAGCCGCUGAUCCUGAUUCAGAGCAGAGUUUCAGAAACCUUGGGAAAAGCCAUAGUUCACAGUCCCUGCUUCUACAAUACACAUAUAACCCCGGGCGUUAAAAACAAAGUUUAGAAUGACAGGAAUAAGCAGCGGUUAAGAGACCUUUUGAUUGACAGGAGAGGUAGAGAUUAAGCACCUCCCACUCACAGACUACAGGCAGUUUUGCUCCAUGUGAUCGUCCAAAAGCUUUUCAUGUUCCUCCACUUUCCUUUUAACAUUUUUAAAAGGCAUAAAUCUUUAUGUUAGAUAGUCAUCAAAAUAAAAAUUCUAUAAUUAAGGACACCAUGUUUUACAUGGUAACAUUUCUGGUAGACAUGCCUCUGAAAAGUAGCGCAGAAAAUAUUUGUUUAACCAAGAAUUCUGUUAUUAUGUUUUUACUUCUACUUUGCGCUUUAGCACUGAGGAUUAAUUUCUUAAUUUCUGUUUUUCCCUUUUAUUGUCCUUCAAUUCUAUUGUUUCUGAUUAGUAGGUGACAUGAAGUUACAGUAUGUUGCUGGUGUUACUAUCCAGAUGCUGUUCAUGAUAACUGUAUAAAAGCUUUCCACCAGCAGGGGGAGACAUUUUACCGCUGCGUUUUCUGCUUCUGUUUCUGCAUCUAAAACGAAGUUAAAAGCAAAGUUUUGUACUCACACACGUCAGUUCCUCAAGGAUUCUUGAAAUUCUAGUUUCAUAAAGUAGAUCUAGCUGAUAUUUUUCCCUGAAAGAGAAGCCAAAGUAGCCUUAAGCCUAAACCGUUUUAUUUGAUUAUAUUUUCCGGUAUGUAGGUGUUUUUUGUCUAAAAUAAGUAUACGUUGUAAAGAAGAAUGAACAUUUUUUCUUUCCUCAUAGUUCCAAGAUAAAAUGUUUUGUUUAUUUGUUUGUUUGUUUUUGUUUUGUCUGCUCUCUGCUAACUGUAUAAAAGCUUUCCACCAGCAGGGGGAGACAUUUUACCACUGCAGUUACCGUUUCUGUUUCUUCAUCUAGAACAAAGUUAAAACUAAGUUUUGUACUCACACACAUCAGUUCCUCGAGGAUUCUUUAAAGUUCUAGAUUCAUAAAGAAGACCUAGCUGAUAUUUUUUCCCCUGAAAGGGAACCCAAAGAAGCCUUAAGCCUAAACCGUGGCAUUUGUUUUUAUGUUAUUUUAAGUGUGUAGGUAUUUUUGUCUAAAAUAAGCAUCUUUCAAUAAUCUAUAAUUAAAACUGAAAAGCUAUUAAUUAAAUAUUCUUAUUCUCCUCAGCCUUUGUGCGGCUUGUUUAUCUGGUCUUAAAAACAGGACAAAAGCUGAUCAUCUUAUUACAAAGCACGGUUGAAUUCUUGUCUCUGAUUGGUCAGAAGGUGCUGAUUAGUUUUCUAUAACAGCAGCUCAUUUCAUUUUUAUAGUAUUAUUUUUAGUUUAUUAACAACUCAUACACAGGGACUUGAAAUUUUCUAUGAGGUGAUUAUAGAAGGAGUCUCCAGUGUCAGAGCUGUGUAACAGUUAGAUGUAAAGCUGUAGCUUCAAAUAAAGUCUUGGUAACAGCUGAAUUUGUUGGACAAACAACCGGACUUGUCUAAGAGAGAACAACUCUCUUACAACAUAAAUGAUAAGAGGAAUUCAUUUGUUUCACAAUGGUCCCAUAACACUAACUGUGACUGUAUAUAUUUUAGGUAUG